AUGAUAUCACUCGCUGUUAGGAAAGUAUUUGUCUUAUUAUCAUGUACAUUUCUAGGAUUAAUAUGUGGUACCCUAUAUUUGUAUUCGUCCUAUAGUCCGCAAUUUGCAAAAAGGUUAAACUAUACAGUUACUGAUUCUUCGUCAAUAGCCUUAUCAGGCACCAUAGGUAUAGCUGUUGCUGGGCCAUUGGCGGGAGGCGUCGUGGAUAAAAAAGGUUACACAGUGGCACUCAUUAUUGGUGGUUUGUCCAUUAUUUCUGGUUACUUAGGUAUGAAGAAGCAGUACGAUAAUCAGUACUCACACUUGCUCGUGUCUUCUUCAUUUCUAUUUUUAAUAGGAUGUGGAUCUACUUUUAUAAAUUCGGCAUGUAUGAAAUGUUGUGCUGUCAGUUUCCCUAGUAUUAGAGGUGUAGCCACGUCGCUUCCUUUGGCUCUCUAUGGGUUGAGUGCCUUAUUCUACUCGGUAAUUGCUUCAGUUUUCUUUCCAGGUAAAACGUCCGAGUUCUUAGGGUUUUUGGCUUACUCGUCGGUGGGAAUUUUUGUGAUUUGUUCACCAAGUAUUAUGUUAUGCGAUAAGGAACAUAAAAACCGAAUAAAGAAUAGACAUAUCAAUACCGAAUCGAUUGAAAUGGCUACUUUAGCACCAACACACAGUCCUGGACCAUCCUCACAUCGGAAGGGACCAAGUCCAUUAAAGUUAGAUGGCCCACGCGAUGAAAAUUUGAGCGGAAUUGGUUUGAUAAAAUCCUACAGAUUCUGGUUUAUUUUCAUUACCACUGGUUCAUUGGCCUCUUUGGGUCAAAUGUAUAUCUAUUCAGUUGGAUACAUGGUGAAAGCCUUAAUUACAGAACAGGUUCUGAAUUCUGAUACGGUUGCAGCGAUUUCCCAGCCUCAGGUAGAGGCCUUAAUCCAAAAGAACCAACAAUUGCAAGUAGGCUUACUCUCAAUCGCUAAUUGUGUGGGGAGAAUUGCAUCGGGGAUUGUCGGUGAUAUUAUUUCCCAGUCGUUUCAUAAGCCAAGAUCAUGGCUUUUAUUUUUACCAAGUUUGGGGUUAACGAUAACCCAAACUAUGGGAUUGCAAAUUAGCGAUCUUUCGGCGUUAUCUACGAUGUCAUUAUUGACUGGAUUCUUCUAUGGGUUUACAUUCUGCAUUAUGCCUAUUAUUGUAGGUGAUUCAUUUGGGAUGGAUAACUUCUCGUCUAAUUGGGGGGUUGUUGGAUUGGCACCUAUCUUACCGAGCUAUUACUUCACUAGUUUAUUCGGUAAGGUGUAUGACACCAAUUCAGUAAUAUUGCAAAGUUCUGGAAUCUCUAGCUGUACAUUAGGUAAGAAUUGCUACAAUUCUGUUUUUAAGUUGACUUCAGGCGUUACAAUUUUAUCGUUGAUAGCUGUGACUUUGCUUAACUUUCGUAAUACUUCAUUAAGCAAAAGAAAGCAUUAG
This is a messenger RNA of Debaryomyces hansenii CBS767, 1440 nucleotides long. RefSeq lists its product as uncharacterized. The record is from RefSeq and is a predicted model, not a curated record. Gene Ontology annotation, cellular component: membrane. The transcript has a single exon. Bases 1 to 1440 code for a protein of 479 amino acids. Lineage: Eukaryota; Fungi; Ascomycota; Pichiomycetes; Serinales; Debaryomycetaceae.